This is a messenger RNA of Scatophagus argus, 4682 nucleotides long. RefSeq names its product SERTA domain containing 4 (gene sertad4). Bases 838 to 2076 code for a protein of 412 amino acids. Lineage: Eukaryota; Metazoa; Chordata; Actinopteri; Scatophagidae. The transcript is spliced from 4 exons. The record is from RefSeq and is a predicted model, not a curated record. Gene Ontology annotation, cellular component: nucleus.
ACCAAUACCAGAUUUAGGUAUCUGAGACUGUCAGUGUAGCUGAAGGACACUAAAAUGGAGUUAUUUAACUUUAAAGCCUGUCUUCAUCUAUACUUCAUCGAUGCUGCUCAGUACUUGAGCCUGUGCUGCGUUUUUUUCCCCACAUUUCCCAGGGAUCAUCCAGAGAGGUGACUUCUGCUGUUUUUUUAGAUUUCCUCUGGAAAGGAGGAGGACAGAGUUGUGUGGGUGAUGCACUUUUUGGAAAAUUAAAAGAAAAAUCAUUUAUUUACAUGCAGAUGUUAGUACCUAAAUAGCACUAGAAUGUAAUCUAAAUCUACAGUCAAAGUCACUGGUCAUUAUUAGACCGUGAAUGUCAAAAAUAGCCUGGUUUGAGGCAAACACCUACAGACUCUGACAUUAGUGAUAUUAGGAGAACGUCAGUUGACUGUCUUGGCCUUAAUUGACUUUCCUUGCAAAUAUUUCAGGACACUGCAAGCUCUGCAUGUCUGAGUGUGUGCGCCUGUCUAUCUCAGCACUGGAGGGAGGGAGUCAAUCAUAACAGCAGAAAUCAUCCCUGCGGGCGAUCUGUCUCCACUCAUGACAAGGCUCCUAAGGCACUUAUCUUUCCUUCCCUGACUCAUUCCAUCCAUCUAUCCCUCAGCCCUCCCUCUGUCUCCCCAUCCACCUCUCCCUAUUCUCCCUUCUUGUACUCCAUCACUCUCUGUCUCCCUCCCACAGUUUGUCUCGUGCCCCGGCACCGCAAUUAACUUCUCAUCAUCAAAGGGUGUAAUGAAAAAGAAGGCGUGAUAGAGAGUCAGACAGAGGUAGGGAAGCUGUGAGUGAGGGAAGAUAAGAAGGAUGAACCCAGAGGAGACUGCACACAGACCGGAAUUCAAGAGAGAGAUGACCCUAGUUUUGUCCAUGAAUCCUUUCCUGGACCCAGAGGGAGACCCUCCGCUCUCCACAUACCAGCCCAUAUGGGAAUCGGAGCGUUGCACUAAGACUUGCCUGUCAAACCCUGCUCCACCAUGCAACUCUGAAGAGCAGUUCAAACAAGAAACCUCCUGCAGGCGAGUUCCUGAUCAUGUCUCAGUGUCAAGGAUUGCAUACUUCAAGAGGAAGUUUGUUGAUGAUGAUGAUGAGCCUCCUUUCAGUUUCAGGACAUACUGCCAGACUGUUGCACCAGUUUUGGAGGAGCGAGCCCAUGUGCUACGCCUAUCCCUGGAGAAGAUGCGUUUCAUCGAUGACCCUGAGGCCUUCCUCCGGCGCUCCGUCCUUGUUAACAACCUCCUUCGACGCCUGCGAGCUGAGAUCCUGCUCCAGAGCACUGACUGGUGUUUCCCACCCAACCCAGCAUUCACAACGGGCCCCUGCAUCCCACCACCCAGAGCUAACCCCGCUCACCAGGCACUCCAUGGAACAGUACCCACCCGGAUCUGCUUAACACCCCAAGUGGGACCACCUUUCCGUAAGCGCUUUCGGAUGGUGCGUGGAGGACAGGGGGAUUUACGCCCUGACUGUACCCAGACAUGCUGCUGUAUCUACGCAGCGGCAGCCGCUGCAGGACACUACCUCCACCUCCCAUUCUCCAUGUAUGACGCAGCGCUCUCAACCUGCCCGUCCACCACACCGCACUCCUCCUCAUUUUUCCAGCUAGCUAGCCACAGUAAGUUAGGGCUGACAGUGGCCAUAGACGAGCAUGAUGAUGAGGAUGAAGAUGUAGAGGAGGAGGAUGAAAAUGAAGAAGAAGAAGAAGAAGAGGAGGAAGAAGAAGAAGAAGAGCGGGAAGAGGAGGAGGAAGAAGACGAUGGAAGAAGACAAGCUGGGCCUUCCCUGAGUAUGGCUAAGGACAAGUCGAGCCACAAAACCAGGACUAGGACCUUGCUGGGUCAUGCACACACAAGGACAGAGGAGGAGAGCUGCAUGACAGAUAGGGCAGAAGAGGAGGAGGAGGGAGAGCAGGAGGAGGAGGAGGAGGAGGAGGAGGAGGUGGAAGAAGAGGUUGUGAGACCUUGUCAGUGGGACUCUACAGCCUCAGAAAGGGAGCUCCACAAGGUCAGCUUUUGGCACCGCAGGGCUCAUAGACAACAGAAAUGACUUGCGGUUUCACUCUAUUAGAAUGAAAAUGUAAUGAUGACGACAACUGUCAUCAGUUGAAGUUGAUUAUUUGAAUCUGAUUAUUUUCCUCAUAGCAGAAGAAGGUGUGAGCUACCUAUGCUAUAGUAACACCAAGCCAGCUUUAUUUUAAUGGUCUAAUAUACUCCAGGGUGGCACACAGACAAACUCCAUUUAACUCCGUUACUAGUGCUAUGGUAAGAUGAACAAAAAAAAAAGAAAAGACAGUUCUUGGCCACUGUUGGCCCUGGAGGCACAAUUCUAAAAGUUAAAUAUGGUGGGAUCUUCAUUCCCAGUGGUGAAGUGAAACUUGAUAUUGCACUGUCUCCAAGACCAUUUCCAAGCCCCUCAGCACAAAACGUAAGGUCUCAAGUGGGGCUUUAAUUUGGUGCAACGGUCUCAUUUCAGGACCCUAAACAAACAAAUGAAGGGUUGUCAAUUUGGGAGUGUGUGCUUAUGUGUGUGUUUAUUCGCAAAACAUGAUGUAGCAUUUUAAAACUUGAUUUUAAGCUGUUCUUUUUAUUAAACAUGGAUUGCACAUAAUUAUGUGUGCCGGUUGAUUCUGAAGCUGUCUCAGGCAACAAUGGCGAGCGACUGUGCUGCAAUGGCAGCACGUUGUGUAUUCUUCAAAUUAUUUUAAGAGACAACAAUCAUAAUCAUUGGAAAUGUUGAAUCACAAUUUCAAGUGCCUUAGUGUUUUUAUAGAUACAUGUAUAUGCGUUCACUGUUCUUGUUACUAAGUAGAUUGUCUUGCAUUCCAAGUGAUUGCGUUUGACUAAAAGAGGACACGGGCAUGUAGUUAAAUGCAGGGAUUUUUUCUAAUGUCUAUGAAAUUUCAGUAAAUUUCCACAUCCAACAAUUGUUCUGUUUGUUUUUAUGUCAAAAUGCAUGUUUUCAAAUGCUACUUGUCAUGACACUGCCCCAACUUAAAGCCAACUUUCAACAACAGUUAAAACCUUGGAAAUCUGAGAGCUGCAGUGAUUAGAUGAUCAUUUAGUCAAUUGAAAGAAAAUUAAUUGCCAGCUAUUUUGAUAAUCAGUUAAUCUCUUCAAGCAAAAAUGCCAAACUCCACUUUCUUUAAUGUUGGGAUUCGCACUUUUUCUUGUCAUUAAUGAUCUUUAGGUCUUGGAGUGUUGGUUGCGCAUUUUAUAGAAUAACAUGAUUACCCCUGUUAGGCACCAGAUUUACUUUAGUUAGACUUAAUCAAAAAAAAAGCUUGGUUGAUCUGUCCAUUCAUGAGGUUUUGUCCAAAACUUUUUUGAAUCUGAAAACAUCAAAGGGAUCUCACACUUUGAUGCUAACAACAAAUUGACAAAGUCUGUGCAGCAUUCUGAAAUUAUUUGACUCAACCUGCUGACUGCCAAAACAGCCCCCCAGCUUCAUCACACAUCUACAGGUGUGACUAACACAACAGUGUGUAUAUAAAAAGAAAAUCUCCAGGUUUGCUACUUAGCUACUUUAAACUAGAAGUUAAAGGGAUAGUUUGACAAUAUACUUAUCAGCUUUCCUGCCACGAUGAGAAGACUGGUACCAAAGUUAACAAAAUCCACUUUGUGGCCCCUGUAAAGCUCACUAAUUAUCACAUUACAUCUCUGGGCUAUCUUGAUGGUGUCUCCACUGGUUGCUCAGCAAGAUAGUUUCUGACCAGGCCAAGAAGUAGUAAACCUACAAUGUGUCAUCUUUCCACUUUAGGUGUUGUACGGCUAGCUGUUUUUAGUUUUUAAGGUAUGCAAGUUUCUUAUGUACUGUAUAGACACAACAGUUAGAUUGAUAUUUUCCCAAGAAAGCUUCCGUCACGAAAAGGAGGGGAACACAAGCAUAUUCCCCCAAAUAUCUGUCCAUUCCAGCUAUCCCAGUAUGACUUCCUUCUGUUGACCGAGCAAACGUUUCGAAUUGAGCACAAUACAGUGAAAUCAUGUUAGAUGAACAGUGUCAGUCUUUUUCGGUAUAAAUCGGGGAGUGUGUGUGUGUGUGUUCUUUUAAAAUAAACCCUUGAGAUAUGCUACACCUUGGAGGAGCUGGCAGUCUAGACAUUUUCUACUUGACAAAAAUAUGCCAGUCGAGGACAGAUCCAAUACAAAGCAAAUCGUAGUCAACAAAUUUGAACCUUUCUCGUCUGGCACCCCUGAAGAUUAGGAUCCCAAAGUUCUUAAUAAAUGGAAAGAUUCUAUUAGUCGUUUGUGUGUUAUUUUUCGUGAUAUACCUUAAGGUGCAAGAAUUGGAUGGUCUCGGUUGGUUUGGUGAAACUAAUCCUGCCUUGACGCUUAUGUGUUUCAGAUGUACAAAGUAAUAGUUUGUAUCCCUGACUGUUUUGGCAUCAGUGACACAUAUACAGCUAGAUAAGUACUACGGAGUGCCAGGGUAUUUCAUUUCAUUUCUCUCAACCCUACAUUAUAAAACCCAGUAACUAUGAGUGGCAUUUUUUGUAAAGACAAAAAAAUCUGACAAAGCAACAUUUGUUUCUGAGACAAGAACAUGUAACUGCAUUAUCUGUAAUUAAAAACAACAAAAGAGCAAGUCUGCUCUGACAAUUUUAUGUGAUGUUCUGUGACAAGUGUAAAGAUCAGUAAAAGAAAUGUUGAAAACAA